Messenger RNA from Xyrichtys novacula (pearly razorfish), 29549 nucleotides. NCBI's taxonomy places the organism in Eukaryota, Metazoa, Chordata, Actinopteri, Labriformes, Labridae. The record is from the annotation of a GenBank genome assembly.
CUAGUGUACAGAGGAGGACGGAUAGAAGGAGGGCAGCUCUGAGGAUAAAUGCUCUCUUUCAUUUCAAAGUGAGAGAAACCCGUCACUGGAGGCACAUAUAUUUCCACGCACAGGAGCUCACUGGAAACGGCUGUUUUUAGAUGUCUAGUCUUGGAGAUCCAGCGGGGAGGACCAUGGAUAACAAGCACAGCAGCUCACCUCAAAGUUUUGGCUCGAUGAGCUGAGUUUGAUCUUCAAAGACGUGCUCCGGGGUCAGCAGGGGGAAAACGCGUGGAGCCGGCGGACUGACUGUUUGGGAAGGUGUUGAACAUUAGUGAUGGUUUAGUGACUCUGAACUGUGGCCUCUUGUUUGAUGGGACAGGUGCAGGAUUUUCGCGCCUACAACAUGGGUCAUUGAAGUGUCAAGUUUUUUCUCUGCAUCCAAACGGCUCAAUAUAACUCCAAACUGAGGUGUCCGGACUUCAAUAGUCGUCAAAACAGCAUAAGUUUGAUUUAUUCUAUGUCGUAUUUAAAGGCGUUCAACUGCUUCUGUUAAUCACCUGACCUGGGCCCCUCACGAUCAGAAGAUAUGCGACUGCCACACCGUGUGCGAGGAAUUCACGCAUCUCUUGGGGAGUGGGCGAGCUGAAGACGUAGCACACGCGUGUGUUCCUUCAUGUGUGUGGAAGUGUGAAGGAUUUACUGCAUUUUAAAGAACUCAGGAGAAACCACUUAGUACUCUGAGAAAGAAAUAGGUUUAAAAUCUGCUUCAUAAAUGGAGCUGCAGAAAUACCUGUUGUUCCUGGAGUUUGUCUUCCUUCUCAAAGGUAAGAGCCACCUCACCGCUUUUAGAUCUAUGCUUAAGACCAUUUUUAAGUCAAGUUUUUAGGAUUAAAGCUCCUGUGAGAAUUUUUUUUUAUAAUGACCAAACAGACUGAUGCCACUUCUUGACCAACAGAAGUUAACAAGAUCAUGAACAACAAUGCUGACAAAAGCAUUGGUCAUUUGUAAGGCCUUAAAGGGAUAUUCCGGUGUAAAAUUAAUUUAGGGUCCGACCGCUUGCUUCUCUAGUUAUACCAACUUUAGUAACGACCGCAUGAUAGCAAUACACAGCGAUCUCAGGAGCCAUGCACUCAACCAAAACAUCACUCGAUAGCCACAAAUUAUGCUCAGAACAGCGCCUAACUUCAUCAACAGUACAUAUAAGGUCCUAGUCAAAGCACUAUCACCAAACAUCUUUUUAACUUUGCCUAAUAUCUUACCAAAGAGAUGAAACACAACUCGCCUACUCUCAUCCAGCAGCUGUUUGUUUGUAGUGAGAACUAGGGCCUAUCUAUUAUGGACUAAAGUGGGAUGACGCAGCUUUAGGAAUCAGACCAAGACGCUAAGGCAGAAGAACUACCGUGUCUGCAGUGCAAAAUUAUUAAUAUGGUGAUUAUUACUUGGAAAUGAUAAAGAAAUGAUCAUAAAUGUUCUUCCUUGAGCUGCGUCACCCCACAGCAAUCCAUAAUGUACUGGCCUGAGGUCUUGCUACAAACAAGCGGCUGCUGGAAGAGAGUAGGGUGUGUUUGAAAUAAUAUUAUGCCGUAAUAUCCCUUUAAUGUCACAUUUGACUGUCAAAAUGCAGCAGAAUAAGAUUUUUCUGUGAGAAAAAGGUACAUGUAGAGGACAAGAUAUGCAAAAACUACUUUGUCCACCGGGGGCAACAAAAUUUACCCUGACUGAAAGUUACUCACAGGAGCUUUAAAGUAUCUGGCUUUUUAAGCAUCUUUUGUAUGAGUAGGACUUCAAUCACAACUUUGAUUUGUGAACUUGGGGAACUAUGCAAAUUAUGACAACCUCUUUUUCAUGAUUGAUGCUUCUUCACUGCCCAGGUGCCCCCCUGUCCUUCAGCUCUGUCAAAUCCAAUUACAUGGACCCUACUAACCAACCGUUUCACACUUUAACCGACAACACAUGUGAAUGACCCUGUCAUGUGUGCCUCCUUAAGGCCCGGAGAGCUUUGUUCUAUGUGAUAGUAAGCGACUGACCAUGAAACAUUCCUAACAUGAUUGUGUGCAUGAGAGUUGAGAAGCAGACCCAUUAAAACAUAUGGCCGCUCUCCAUUUGCCAAACAGAUCAAAGUUAAAGGAAGUUGUGCAUGAGUCCAACAAAGAAAUGGUUCCUGGUUUUAAAGCCGGAUAAUCCAGUAAAUCUAUCCAUUUUGUCAGUCCUGAGGAAAUAUUUCAAUCUUGUUAGUGACUCCCAGCUCUGUUAGAAGGUAUCUAAAGCAAAAGGAGAUAUUUGCUGAUAUAUCCUCUGCCAAAAGGUUACUAGUUCAUCUCCGCUUACAGCCCACAUCUCCUGACCUGUGCGGCAGCGUAACUCAACCUCACAGGUCAUAUCAGCCUCUUUCAUCGCUUAGACUACAUGUCUACAGUCCCCUAAAAAGGCGCCUGUGCCAUGUGUGUUCACUCCCUACUCAUGUUCACUGUGGCAGUGCGGCCUCACACACCUCAUUGAGCCGACCCUGACCACCAGAGAGAAACCAAAGAAAAAGACUCUUGUUGUCUAGCAAGGAUAAGUGUUUGUGCAGCUGAUAAGCGCUGGUUUAAUUGCUGCUUUGUGGCACAUAGCCGUGACAUAAAGCGAGAUCAAUAGCCUUAGAUUAGAUAUUAUGUUGUGCGAGUAAAACAUGUUUAAGUUGUUCCUGCUCUCUGACAUUUGUGCCAAAUUUUUACAUGCAAACUGCAGACUACUUAUCCAUGCUAUGUAAAAUGCUUCUCGCCCAGCACACACACACACACGCAUAUACACACGUGCCAAAUGAUUCCUGUGGUUAGAUGGGACACAUUACCUUUAAUUUUCUGUAUAAAUGGAGCCUAAACGGUGUAACUUCACCACUGUGUAACCUUUGAUUCAUCUGCACUCGAACUUAUUUGAUUUCAGCGAAGCAGUUCUUGCAUGUGCUACCUCGUUCAUGUGUCAGACGUAAAUAUGUAGGUGAGUGAGUAUGUGUGUAAUGUUAAUGGUUUCAGCAGAGCUCCCCUGAUGCAGCCAGCAGGCUCUCCAUGUCUGUUACACUCUGUUAUGCUUUACUGAGAUGUUGAACACAGGUGUGUGUGUGUUUGACUCAGUUCCAGUGGUCAUUCAUAAAUUUACGCCACUAUUCUCCCUGCUAACUUCCUCUGUUAUUUUACUCUCCCAUCAUUCGCUCACUGUCAUUCCUACUCCCCCUCAUCUCCCACCCCCAUUCCCCACGAGAGGGUGACAGAGAUGAGAACAGAACACGGAGGAGAUAAUGGAUAGAAAAGCUGUGAAAGUGGGUGAUAGGAGGUGAAGAGGGAGAUGUUUGGGAAACAUGAGUCGGUCAGAUGAAGAUGACAGAAACAGAGACGGCUCCGCUGCUGUUCACAGAGGUGCUAAAAGUCAGGGGGUUUUUAGUAAAGAGAGAAAAAAAAGAGAAAAGUAAAGAGAUAAACUCAGAUAUAUUACAGCAAUAUAUUACUGUUAAAGGGAUAUUCCGGAGUAAAAUUAAAUUAGGGUCAAACACAAUGUAACACCGGGUUAGACAGCCCCUUUAAGAGAUGAAUGUUGCUGACCGCUUGCUUGUCUAGUUAUACCAACUUUAGUAACAACCGCACGAUAGCAAUACACAGCAGUCUGAGGAGCCAUUAGCAAACCUCAACCAAAACACCACUCUAUAGAUACAAAUAAUGUGUCUAUAAAUGCUCAGAACAGCACCUAACUUCAUCAACAGUACAUAUAGGGUCCCAGCCAUAGUAAUAGCCACCAAACAUCUUUUUAACUUUGCCUGAUUUCUUUAACAAAGAGACUAAACACAACUCACCUACUCUCUUCCAGCAGCCACUUGUUUGUAGCGAGACCUCCAGGCGAGUCCAUCAACUGCUGCAGGGUGACCCACAGCUCAAGGAAGAACAUUUAUCAUCAUUUCGUCAUAGAAAUGCAAUCAGACCAAGAUGCCAAGGCAGAAGAACUACCACAUCUGCAGUGCAAAAUAACUAAUAUGGUGAUAAUUACUUCAAGGAAAUGAUGAAGUAAUGAUCACAAAUGUUCUUCCUUGAGCUGUGUCACCCGCUGUAGUCCGUAAUGGACUGGCCUGAGGUCUCCCUACAAACAAGCAGCUGCUGGAAGAGAGUAGGUGAGUUGUGUUUAGUCUCUUUGCUAAAGAAAUUAGGCAAAGCUAAAAAGAUGUUUGGUGGCUACUGCUGUGGCUAGGACCCUAUAUGUACUGUAGAUGAAGUUAGGUGCUGUUCUGAGCAUUAUUUGUGGCUAUAGAGUGGCGUUUUGGUUUGUGUUUGUGUGUGGCUCUUGAGACCGCUGUGUAUCGCUAUCUGCUGUUGUGUCUAAAGUUGGUAUGACUAGAUAAGCAAGCAAUCAGCAACAUUAAUCUCUCGAGGGGGUGUCUAACUCAGUGUUAUGGUGUGCUUGACCCUAAAUUAAUUUUACGCCGGAAUAUCCCUUUAAGUGCUGGUGUAUUAUUUAGUACCAAACACUGAAGUGCGAGUUCAGUUUCUGUAGUUGUUACAGCGCUCAUCCAGCAGCAGUAGCGCCCAGAGCCUUGUGGUUGAGAGAAUCUGGACUCAGUUUGGCUUGAUAAAUGUUUGCCACCAGUUGUCAUGGCGAUGGGUGGUCAGACCGGCUGUGGUGCAGUGUCAUAUAUAAGCCACAAAUGAAAAUGGGGAGGGAAGACAGGAGAGCGAAAACAGUAAAUGAUGGUACAGCUUUGUGGGAGUUGAAGGGGCUCGGCAGGGAGAGGGGGCCUUGUGGUAGAGUUACAGUGUGUGUUUACAUGUGUGUUAGAGUAUGUUAUAGAAGAGGGGUAAAAGAAAAAAAGACGUUUAUGAGGAAAAGAGUGAAAUAGGAGAAUGACAUCAGUCAGAAUGACAUCAAUGAAACGAACAGUGAGGGUUGUUAUCAGAGGCUUGGCUUUUUGUGGAAAGAAACUUGGUUUUGGAGAAGUUGGGGGAUGUUGCCACAAGAAAAGACUGAAAUGUUUACUACACUAACUGCAUAUAAGAGGGGACAGGAGAAAGUAGCUUGUUUCAAGCAGGCCCAGUUGUUUUGUUCAUUCAGGUUCAUGAAAAUGAAAGGAAUAACUUUCCUUGUCUAGGUGUAUUAAACAUCUGUGUCCAGUUGGUUCGAUCAAAUCCCCCUGGUGUUUUCAGAUUUGAGAUAUUGGAAGCUUGCACAGAUCUACAGGAUGAGCAGAAACAGGAUUUAGAGUCUACAGCUGAACAGGAGCUUUGUGUGACUCUGCUUAGACACUGCAGUUCUCCAAGGGAAAUGCAAAUGUUGGCAAUUAAACCGGCUCAAAAAGACAACACUGAUAUAAUUAUGCUAAGAGGGAAUAACGUUGACAGUGGUCUUCACUUUAGUUAAAGGUACAGUGUGUGGAAAUAGGAAUAUUUAGUGGUAUUAGUCAGAUUUCAGCUUGAAGUGCUCCCCUGCUCAUGGCUCAGGGACGAUGACCUUCAAGGACACGAGGCAUUAUAAAAAAUAUUCCUCCAUUUGACAAUUUUAUACCAUCAAAACCAUCCAUUACGACUUCCUUUUUGCAAGAACAACCAGUUUUUCUUCAUCCUCAUGACCUUUUAAUUUGAAAUUUUAUUUAGAAAAGCUUUUCCACAUGAUCAUUUAUCCUGUUCCUGUUUCCCUGUAUGUGCCGGUCUACUUUAUGUUUCUUGGAAGGGAUGAAUUGUAAACUUACCCUUGUGGGACUAAUGAAGAAGUAUCAUGUCUUAUUCAAUCUCGACUUAUCUUAUCUUAUCUUAUCUCAUCUUAUCUUAUCAUGGUGUUCAAAAGUAAGAGAAAAACCCAAAUCAUUACAGCCUAUUUAAAGGGGAACCGUAUUCCUGGACUUCAUCCAAAUGUCCUGGGGUCUUGAAACCACAAAUGUGAACCUCAUGAAGGCUAAAAUUUUGGGGAUCCUUUAAGUCUGGGAACAACAGAUCUUGUGCUAUUCUAUUGAGUAGAUAAUUACAAACUUUGGCUGACUGUUUUCACUUGAGGAAAAGUUAGAUAACCAAUAAAAUCACCAAAGCACAACCUUUUAGUUGUAUGCUUAAAGUUUCUGGAGAAUCAUUAAGUACUUGUUUAAUUCCUUAGACUGGACCAAACGGGUCAAAUAAAUGUCAGGGUUAUAAUACCCGUCCCAAAGUCUGACUACAACCCACAUCUUUGUAGCUACAGAUGUCCAGUGAGUAAACUAGUGAACAAGAGAGGAAACUUGAAAAUGUAAUUAUAUUACAGACUGAAAACAUCUGUUCUAAAGAGAAGAUGGAAAAAUCACUGAAUAUGAGAAAUGCAGGAGCAGGGAUGGAAGAGAAACAGUGGACAUAUCUAGUUUCUGUCUCCAAACCAAGUGGAAUCCCCCUCUGAUUGGCUUGGCCAAAGUUGAUGUUUGUGUGUCAGUGUGUAUUUGCUGGAAAGUAUCUCUGUGCAAUUGUAAGAGUAGCUGGAGUGUAAUCACAGCUGCACUGGUCUUGUCUUGUUCCCCGUCCUGGACUCUCGAGAGGUAGUACAGUACAUGGUGGACGGCCUGGAUGCUGCUGAAUGACACGUCAAGUUAAAUUUAUUUAAACAAAACACAUUUAACACACCCUGCUCCUCGCAGAUUCAAAUGAAAUACAGUAGAUAGACAAAAAGGACAUGUUAAAUACCAACUGUCAAGAGUGGUGUACUUCUUACAAGACUCAACUGAGAAUACUACAUCAAGAUCCUCUUAGUAGUCUUUAAUUUGAGUGGAGCUGAAAAUCUAAGAGACAUGAAAUUGGCUUCCUGUUUUGGCCCCGACGACAUCAGUAAUGACAGAACCUGAAAGUGAAGCUGGGGGGCGCAGAAGUGGUCAUAUUUUUGUAUGAGGAUGAAGGUGGUCGGGGUCAUUUAUCGCCAAUUCAGUCUAUUCUUAGACAAAUUAAUUAGUUUUCACGGAAGCAUGUUAACAGUCGUGUUUGCCACUGAAUGGAUUUUACUUUUGGCGUUCACUGAUCAGACUUGUUCAAUUCCUGAAACAGAAAAAGCCAAUAGAGGUUGCAAAAUGAACAAAAUUACUUGGGUUUCUCACAUUCCCAAGAGUCCGUUAGAAAAAUUAGAGAAGUCAAGUAAUAGCAGAGUUUUGAUGACCCUAGAAGCAAGUAUCUGCUAAAUACCAUCAUAGGGGUAUUAGGCCUCAAGCUCUCAGCAGCUUAUUGUGCUACAUCCACUAUUCUUAAUUUGUUAAAGCAGUAGGAGUUAUUUGACAUAUAUGAAAUAGAUUGAAAUUCAUCUUGAUGCCUAUUUAUAAUGCAUAAAAUCAAGAAGGACCAUCAGUGACAAAACUAUUUCUAUCGUCUGAAAUUCGUGCAAGGGAGUAGUUUCAAGCCUUGCAACUGGAGAAACAGCUCUGUUUUUACAAUUUCCACCAAUAAUAUGCACAAUAGAUACUAUAUUUGACUGUCAAAAGUCAGCAGUAUGAGAUCUGUUUUCAUAAAUAACUACUUAAGCAUGUACUGGACAAAAUAAGUGAAGAUUGCUUUGCACAGGGAGUGCCAAAAUUGACACAAACCAAAAGUUCCUCAGACAAAUCCUCUUUUUUGUCUGUUUAGUUUAUAUUAACGGUAAAGCAGGGUGUGUUUUAUCUGCAGUUUGUAUUACUGUAACAUUAUAUGCUUAAUUUAAUGUUAGAAAAACACAUUUAAAUGUUUCCCUUCAGACUUUGGGAUAAAUAAAGAUGUGUCUCUUACAUUUUGCCGUUUAGGUGUAAACACUGUGAGUUCUCACCUAAAUGUUCACAACUCAGUGAACUGUCUGCCUACCAUCGCGUUGCUCUCCUGCUUUUCUGUGUGUCUCUUUCUGUAUGAAGGGCAGGCUUGUGUGUCAUAACAGGGGGCUUACUAUACUACAUAGUUUUUCUAACCCACACCCUUCCCUGCCUUGCUUCGUCUCUUCCCUCUCCUUGCCCACUCUCUCCUCAGACUGAACUCCCUUUCUACCUGGAGGUUGUCUUUAGUCGAUUUGUUUAUCCUUUUUUUCCCCCCUCAGCUCUGCCUCAGUUUCCCCCAGCAGUCUCCUCACCUAACGCCAACAAGGAAAAUAAUAAUCUGACCCUGCACUGUAGAUGCUGUAUAGAUGGUUUCCUUCUCCAUGUCUGCAUGUAUUCCACCAGCGUGUAACUUGUAAUAAGUUUGUCAUCUCAAGAGCUUGUUGGAAGAUUGGCAUACUUUUUAAACGUUUAUGAUACAUAUUGUGUGACUAAACAUUGUGGUUUGUAUGUAUUUUGCUUUUGUGUAAUGAUAUCAUGGACACAAGUAGUCAGAUUGUGUUAACUGAAGAUUUAGAAGUGAAGUUAAUCUGUUUUUUAUAUUUUAUGAACAAAAAUAAAUUCAAAAUUUAAUACAGUAAACAAUAAGGACUACACAUUCAUCUAUUGUACACGUAUUUACUAAGAGUUGGAAUCACUAGUGGCCCCACGAUAUCAUAUUAUCACGAACUUGGGCCACGAUAUGAUAUAAUUGCGAUUUUUGACAUUUUGCAAUACAGUGAAUACUGUGAUACAAUAUAUUACGUUUUAUAAAAUUUUUCAACUGUUUAGCUAAUUUAGCAUUUUGCUUUCUAUUGUGUUUGUCUUAUUUAUGCUGUAUAUUAUUUUCAUGUAACACAUCUUGCAAACCUUAUAUAUAUAUUUGUUGUACUAACUUUCUCCUGCUCUAUUAUUUCACCUCUCCCAACCUCACUGGACAAACGGUUGAUUUUAUUUUCCAUUUUCAUAGAUUUAACUCCAUAUUAGCAGUUAAUUUGAAAAAGUCGAUACUUGGUAAAUGAGACGAUAUGAUAUAUCGCCACACAAAAUAUCGCGAUACUUUGCUGAAUCGAUUUUGUCUUCCACCCUUUAUAUAUUUACGCAUUAUAAUAUCUUCAUUGGUACCUUUAAACGAUUGCUUCUGUGGUUUCUCCCACAUUAACCCUCAUGAUAAGUGUCCUCAGCUUUGAUUGGUUAUUUCAGUCACAUGAGAAAAAGGAAUGAGGAAGUGUUGUUCUUAUGAAGGUGAUGAAGUUUAAACUUUAACAGAGCCUCCUUAUUAACAAGGAUUCAACCAUGACACAUUUAACCAAUAAGCUGCACUUUCUCAUCCUUAUCUUGUUUGCAAAUUUAUGCUGAACUGAGUUAACAAGCUGCUGAUUGUCAAUGCAUAUUAAACAGAUAGGAGAUGUGUAAGACUUGUCCCCACAGAGGUGUAACAGUCCUUUCUUUUUGUGUCUUUCAGAGUUGUGUCAGUGUUUCAACAUAGAUGUAAAGCAUCCGCGUAUCUUUGAUGGUCCAGAGGAUGCUCUGUUUGGCUUCUCUGUUUUGCAACAUGAAGCAGACGGAGAGAAAUCGUAAGUGUGUUGUGACAGUCAAAGAAAGGUGGAUAAUAAGUUGACACCAGCUAGAAAGAACAUGGAAUAAAGAAAUGUCUUUCUGCUUCACAUUUUAAUUGAAGGAUGCUGGUUGGUGCUCCCUGGGAUGGACCACCUAACAACCGGAAAGGAGAUGUGUACAAGUGCACUGUGGGAAAGAAGAAGAACUCAAAGUGCAGCAAAGUGAAUUUAGGUAAAAGAAAUCUGACUUUUGAACAGUUUUCUCAUUGUGAGUAAUCUUAUCAUGUAAAGUUCACUUUUCCUUUCUACUUCAGGUGAGUCUGCUCUCCAGAAUGUUUCUAAAAACCUGAGGAACUCUCACCUUGGGAUGACACUCACUCCUGACUCACCCGACGGCUUUCUGGUAUGUUGUUUCAACACGGACAAACAACACUUUUUUUAUUUGUGUAACAUCAUGGGGGGUUUUAUGUGUGGGAUUCUGGGAGGAUGUGGUGGGACCAGGUUAUGUUUGCCCUGACAGAAUAUGAAUGAGUCAGCUCUGGGGACCAUGUGAGGUUCACUGACCGCACACUUCCUGGAUACCUGUGAGGAGAUUCAUGCACACAUUUACAAACACGUCCUUUAAUCAGUUACAUAAAUGAUCAUCUGAAUCCUCACUGUAAUUAUAGAUAAUGUAGUAAACAGGAUAAACAGUGAGAUGUAUUCUUGUCAAACUGAUCAGAAACAGAUUUCAGGUCAGGAUUUUGGUCAUAUCUGAGAGUGAAGUUCAAGUCCUUGUUUUCGUAACCUGUGUCAGCAAGCAGAUGUGUGUCCUUUGUAUUUUCUGUACUAUUGUUUGUGUGUUGGUUCCUGUGCUUAUGUCCCUUUGUCUCAUUUGUCUGUAUACACGGGUUUGAAUCAAGUGAGUAGGCUUGUGUGUUUUGGUGUCUGCCAGGUUUUUACCGCUGCUUCGGGUGUGGAAUACAGUUCGCUGACUCCAAUCCAACUUCGCCUAUUUUAAUGUGUGUGUGUGUGUGUGUGUGUGUGUGUGUGUGUGUGUGUGUGUGUGUGUGUGUGUGUGUGUGUGUGUGUGUGUGUGUGUGCCCCUGUGUGUUUAUCCCAACCCCAGUGGUCAGGUCUAAAACAGGAUCGGAAUGCGUCUCCGGCCCUUUGUUAAUGACAGACCUACCAAAAGCCAAAGCACCUCUCAUACUUUUCUCCAUCUUCUCCCUCCUUCCUUUCUCUCCUCCCUCUCUCCAUCUUUUUUUUUCUCUUUCUGCCUGUCUGUGCGCCUGAGGAGAAACCGUCCAUAAUGACAGGGCGCACAAAACCGGGAUGUUUCUCUUUCUCUCAUUUUACCCAUAUUUCACCCCACUCUUGGUCUCUCUCUUUUGUCUCUCCGCUGUGAGUUUCUCUUUUAUCUCCUCUUUCCGCACUUUCCCCCUUAUUGCUCCCUCUUGGUAUGAAAGCCAAAUAAACAGCAUGCUUUGAAGACUAAAAUAUUUUUAUAUGAUGCCCUCCCACCCCACACCCUCCCCCCUGUAUUUAACACAAUCUGAUUUAAAUUGCCGCACUGGUCUGGUGCUCUGGCUCUGUAAAACCACUCAUGACAGCAGUGACUGCCAACAUGUCAACAAUAGUCUCUCUCUCUCUCUCUGCCUCUCCCUUAUUUUUCUAUCCCCCAAACCACACUAUUGUAGUUUUUCCAUGAGUUAUUCCCUCUCAUGACUUGUUUUCUUUUUGUUCCACGUCUCAUUUUUGUUCACAUCUCAUUUUCUCUUUUAUUUCUGUUCAUUUAAGGGUCACCCAUCCACAUUUGUCCAUAUGUUAAAACUCUUUGAUAAGAACUAAAAUUACAACCUUCACAUGAUAAAAACUUAAACACUUAAAAGUUUUAUGUGCUCAAAUUGACUCUAGCUGCUCCUGAAAUCGCCUAACAUUCGAGACAGAUGUUGAUGUUGUGUGUCUUUGUGUGGUUUUGGCAGGCAUGUGCCCCUCUGUGGUCUCAGGAGUGUGGUACGUCUAUGUUCAGCACCGGCAUCUGUGCCUCUGUCGGCGAUGACCUAGAACCAAGAGAGACCAUCGCUCCAACAGCGCAAAGUAACCACACAUUUGCACAAACACACUUAGGCAGAGAAACACACAGCGCAGGCCGACGUUAGCUAACCAAAUAUUUUUAAACCCCCACAUGUGGCAGGGUGCUCCACAUACAUGGACAUUGUGAUCGUUCUUGAUGGUUCCAACAGUAUCUACCCCUGGUACGAGGUCCAGAACUUCCUCAGCAACAUCCUCAGCAAGUUUCACAUCAGCUCAGAUCAAAUGCAGGUAAACUACCGGGUUGUUGUGUUUUUGCGAUGCCUGUAAAUAAUGUUUACAUCGGUAAUGGAAACUUGUGGGUUAGAGCUUGACUAAGUCUCCAAAUCAAACCUCUGGAUCCCCUUUGCUGUUGCCCAGAACAGAAAGACAAGCCAGCACCCUGAGUGAAAACAUGCGCAGAGUGACACGUAUAAAAAGCCGCUUUGGCAGAUAUGACCAGAAUGAAUUGCUCUAGUAAUGUAAAGGGACAUGAGCCCAGCUAGCUUGAGGUUUAGGGAGGAAUGGGGACACAACAAAAGGAGAGAGCGAAGGCUUGGGUUUUGAAAGGGGAGGGUGGGGGGUACGGGGUAGCAGGCAACGUGAGGUGAAAAGGAAAUACUUCUGGUUUCUGAAUGAAUUCAAAAAUUCCCGAGUGCACUGUUUGCGUAGAGAAAAGAAUCGGCACUUAAAGAGAUAGUUCACAACAGAAACGAAAGUCUUAGAUGUGUCUUUCCACAGCUAUGUGCCUGCACAACCCAGACAUGUGGCGUUUUAAUAAUACUCUUAACCAUAUCUUUGUGUGUAUGCAUGUGUGCAUUUAGGUUGGCAUCCUGCAGUACGGUGAGGUAGCUGUUCAUGAAUGGUCUCUGAAGGACUACCAGACCACACAGGAGGUGGUGGAGGCCGCCAAGAACAUCAGCAGACAGGAGGGACGGGAGACACGAACUGCAUAUGCCAUCCACAUGGCCUGGUAAGCCUGUCAAUCACUGACACCUCUCUCUUCCUGGCUGUUGUUCGCUCUACUUAAAGUCAAUGAAUUUUUGGCUCAAUGACUGGAAAGUGUCUGCCUAUUCUCAAAAAGCACUCUCAUGCUUUUUUUCUCAGUUAUAAUUUUGUGUUAUUUUUCAAGAAAUUAGCCUAAAAAGUGGUUAGGGGCAUCCUUUUGUAAUCAGGAUUGUUACUGUAUUACUUAGUCAACUAAAACACUGAUAUAAAGCCGAUGAACUCAGUAUUUUAAUUUGAACAAUGAAUCAACUCAUCAAAGAUAUAAUGUUGACAUAAUCCAUAUAUGUAACAGUUCUUUUAGCAUCUUUCAGCCGUUAUUUUGGUGUUACAAAAAACUCAACGUCAACGUCAGUGAACAAAAAAUAAUGGACUGUUUAGCAGGUGCAUUGACCGACAUUUCCAUCAGGAGGAGGUGGUGGAAAAUAGACUCAAACUAUAUGAAGAGGCUAUGAUGUAGGACACAAACACUGUUUAAAAUGAAAGAAAAAAAAAAACAAAAACAACUGUUUUGGUAUCACAGUUGCUAUAACGACCGAAAGAAAUUGGUAAUAACCGGGUGAGCUCAGACCGCACGGUUAAAAAACACACCCUCGAAGGCUUUUAUAAAAUCUAUUUGCAUCAGAACAGCUGAUAGAAAUGUCAAAGAGAUGACAACAAGCAGGUGUCAUGGCAACCUAAAAUACAACAAUAAAAACAACAAGUCUGCUGACCACUGUGGUCGCAGCUAUGUGUUUAUUGUGAGUUGCAGGGUUUUUGCUGUUUUAGUUGAUUGUUCUCUGUGUAUUUCUGUUUUUGUACUUUUUAUUUAAAGACUAUUGUUUGAAGCGAGUCAGCGCUACUUUAGCUCAAGUGCUCAACCGAACCAGUGGCGUAGUCAGGAUGUUUGAGGGCCAGGGGCAGGAGUAUAAGAGAGACACCUGCUGUAUGUAAUGGGAUAUCAGCGCACAGAGAGUUGUUAUCAGUGAAGAUCUGUCACUAACUCCCUUCAUUCUGUGGAAUAUUUAUGCAACAUUUAUAUAGUUAUCAAAAAUGAGCGGUUUUUCCUGUGUUUUUAUAUAACACAAAAAAAGAUGUUUCUUUAAGAGUUCAGCCUAACCCACCUUUGAAGGUAAAUCAACUUGUGGAAGACAUUGGUCUGAUGCCAAGAUGUUCUGAGUACUAAACUUGGCUAUCAGACCCUGCAUGUCAACUAAACAAAUACUUUACAGCGAGGCUAAAUUACCAAAAUGUCACCCUAUCACAGUGGAAGAGCAUCUACGCUGUGGGUACAGCCUCAAUAUCUUGAUUAUCUUUUUUACUUCUUCUUCUUUGUUCUGCCUUCAUCUGUUAAAAAGUGCUGGACAUAUUUCGGCUGGUAACCCAAGUCUAAAGAAACAAUUCUAUAGGAUGAGGGUCAGCGGCUUAAUGAAAACCUCUGAGUCUUAAAAUAUCUCUUUCCUUUUCAAAAUAAAAUUCCUACUUUAUUAAAGUCAAACCCACAUAGAGCACCACACCCAGACCUGAUGUGUGGCCACCACUUCCAUUUUGGGAUGUGUACCUUGGAAAUCUUGGAGAGUUGCUCAACCUACACACACACACUCGCGCACACGAAUCCAGGUAAUUGGAGAGUUCCUGUUUUCUGCUACAUUCAAAGGUGAAAGUCUGAGACUUUUAGGAGGAACGUUUAAAAGGUAGUUGAAAAGCAGUGACUGGAAAAUGGAGCCAGUAAAAUAGUGUAACUGUGGCAUUAAAACCCCACUGACGGGAAAUCCAGACACGGCUGCAUAUUUACUUUUCACUGUCACAACCUUUCCCACCCUGUCAGAAGAUGCGAACAUUCAGAAAACUCAUCAGUCCACUUGAAAAUAAACACAAAACUCCUCAGUUAAGAGCUUACUCUACUCACUUUUCUUCAGGACAAGAAAUAAAUGGCUCAUAUUGAGGUAAAAUUUAGGAAGCAAAAUCUUCUCUCACACACGUUACUGCACAGAUUGGCAGAUAGCAGCGCUGGCACCAGGCAGGAAAGUGACGGGGCAGAAAAACAACGAGAUUAGCUGAGCUGGACUAGUCGACUGCUGGCUCAGCAUGGCUGCAGGUGUGGCACACACUGACCCAGUCUGGUCAGCCAAGUAGCGCUCUUGCAGCUGUGAAAAUACAUACACAGACAUUUACAGUAUGCACAGAAUCCAACACACAUGCAGUCACAUGUUCAGGACUUACACUUCGCACUUAUACACAUACACACAUUAUUUUGCUAUAGUUACACGGGCUGACAUUGACUGCAUUCAUUCCUUGCUCGCCCUAACCUCAACUUUGACCCUCUCCCCUGCAUUGUUGACCUUUAACCUUUACCCUGACCUCAUCCUUAUUAUAAACUUAACCCUAAACCAGAGCACUUCGCUAACAUAACUAUAAAUACUUGGCCCUUGAGGCUUUUCAUGGUUUUAUUCUUGUGUUCAUGCCCACACAUAACCCCUGUCAUGCAGAUUUUUUGACAUGACAGGGAUUGACUUGGACCAGACUCACUUGAUCUUGACCGAUGAGAACUUAGAUGAACAAAUAAAUGUUUGCAAAUUGGUUACAAGCUACUAUUAAUAAACCAGCCAGACCUUCUGCUUUUUAAGGAGAAACACAGGAGAGCUAAGACAUGCAGUGUAAUGAUGAUGGAGAAAACAAAAAACAAUGCAACAGAAAAAAUCAGUAAAAAGGGUCAGUGAACUCCAAGAUCUCCAAAUGGAAAGUAAAAAUGACAAACAGAAGCACAUGGAGGCUGAAUGAGCUCGACUAGCUGAUGUAUGAAGCAGAUUAGAGACCUUGACAAUGACCUCUACAUUAGAGGACCGACUCUUGGAAAAUAUCUGAGUCCAAGAAAAGACUCUGCACCAUAAAAACAGAUGAAAAAAGGUGAUAUUAGAUAAGUUAGCAGCUUGUAGAUUUUGCCAAAGUGUUGGAUUAUUCACACAUGAAGUCUUGUUAAUGAUGUGAGACCACCUGCCACAUUAUUUGUUUGUUUAUUUAUCUGAUUUAUGUUGAUUUAUGUUUGUUUAACAGAUUUAGGCCACAAGUUGGUGAAUUAGUCCCGAUGUGUUGAUUGUUUUCAUAUUGGACAAAGCAAGGCUGCCUGUUUCCUGUUUCUUAUCAUUGUGCCAAGCUAUGCAAGUUGGUGUCAAACUCAAAGUCUUAGCUGUGUUAUAGACAUUUUAAAAGGGAAAAAAAAACACUCAGACACCCAGAUGCUCCCACACAAAGACUCACUAUGGUGGGUUAAGAAAUCUCUUUGAAGCCACACACGGCCGUGUAAAUGAUAGUAAUGGACGACACGCAGGACACUUUGAAUUUAGAGAAGAUGACAGAUUGAUGCAUGAACAUCAAACAACCCUCUACAAUUGGAUCAGACUCUGAUUUUUAGAUUGCUCCACCCGUCUGGGAUGCUCUCACUCUCUUACACACACACAAACACACACACACACACACAGACCGCUGCACCGUGUCAUUACCACACUGCUGUGACUCCAUAAAAUGGGUUGUAAAAACUACCAGGCCUCCCAAUUAGCAUCUCUUACUUUCUCUCCUCUUUCAUGCCCCCUCUCUUUCUUCUCAUCCACGUUCCUUUGCCUUUUUAAACUUUCCUUCCUCCUCACCUGUUUGCCUAAAUAUCUGUCCUGUCGCUUUUCUAUUUUGCUUCUUUUCUUCCACGUCCAUUCCCUUUUGUUUAAUAUCUCUCACUUCACUCUGUCUAACCACUUUUGUUUCAUUGUUUUUGCCACACAUUUACAAGCCCACAUCAGAGCAGAGUUUGCACUUGAAGUUUGUCCUAAUUUAACCAUCUUUUAUUGUUCUGUUUUAAUUGAACAGCUCUCUCUUGUUUUCUCUCUGCAAUUUACUGUCUCCUUUUUUAACUUCUUUUUUAACCUCUGUCUUUUCUGGCCUAAUAUUUACCUCUCUACUCUCUUUUUCAUGUCCCCCUGUAGUUUACUCAUUUAAGUUCCUCUCAGUUAUUUCUCUCCCUCUCCUCCUCUCUGUUUUCUGCUCUCCUUUCUCUCUUUCCGCACCCUAUGUAAUUUGCAGUCUGCAUAGGGGGAAUCGGUUGUUUUUAACUUUGAGUUUCUUGCGGCUGACCACGAUGUUAAAUUUAGACAAGGGCUGGAGUUUGGCCUGAAAAUGACUGAGCUCGCUAGCAGUGACUACUCUCCCCAGUUUACCGCAUUUGUGUGUGUGUAUGUGUGCGUGUGUGUGUGUGUGUCUGUGUGUGUGUUGGUCUGAGGCUUACCAACUCUAUUCACUGCUUGAAGCAGGUCUUGCUGAAGACAGGUUUCCUGCAGACAAACAGGGUGUGGCUGGGGUCCAUUUGAUGCUGUUUGUCACUUAGGUUUCCUCUCUGUAUCAUGGCUCAGCCGGAUGGGAAUGCACAGAUGUGGUUGCUGUGUGCCAUGACACAUACAUGCUGCAUGCAAUGACCAAGCGGAGCCAACUGGCAGUCAUGUUGACUAAUUAGCUGAAAGGUUCAGUCAUGAUUUGACGCAAUUAUAUCCAUUUUCGUCUUGUUUUACUGGACAUGCGUCUUCGUAAGAAAGCAUUUUAAACUACUUUGAGGUUUUAGAUGAUCAAGUGACUGACUCCCCUCCUCUCCUUCUUGUCUUUAUCUCUUAUUUUCCUCCUUUUCUCCGUCAAAAUUCACGACAACUCAGCUGAGUGUUUUACCAAACUAGUAAUUCAUUUUCAAUUCUCUCCCUUCUUUUUGAAGCACCGAGGCAUUCAGUGCUGAGCGAGGCGCAAGAGAUGGCGCCACCAAAGUGAUGAUUGUCGUGACAGACGGAGAGUCACAUGAUGGGGAGGAGCUACCGGAUGCUCUGAUGGAGUGUGAGAACAGAAACAUCACGAGAUAUGCCAUCGCUGUAAGUACAUCUAACCACACCUCAUCUCUGCUUUAAAAACUGAAACCUAAAAUAAAGGUUUUUAAGACAUAAGUUUGAUCUUUUCAUACUGCUCAAGAGAAGUCAACUAUUUAAAGGUAUGCACAAAAAACUAACCCCCCUUAUCAGUAGGGUGUAUGAAGCAUCCCUCAUUCCUCACUCUUUGUUUAAACAUGGUAUGGUCACCACCAUACACACCCUCAAGCAACCACAAAAUACCACCACUACCACUCCCCCCAAAAUAACAUUUCCAAAUUACCACAUGAACCCCUCUGGUGGACUAAUAUAGCCCACUGGGAACAAAAACUCUUCCUUUCUGGCCCCACCCUGCUCCUUUGACACAGACACACACUGAUCAAUGGCAUGGUUGGAGUGUCAGAGGAGCAGACAGACUCGACAGGCUGCAGACCCCUCCCUUCCCAGAGAGCCGGGUAACCUCCAGACUCCACUGAGACCACAGAUGAAGAGAGCAUGGCUAACAUGGAGAAGAGAUGUUGAUGAUCAGAUAUAUCUUUUAAUCUGCGAAAGGAGAGGUUCAGUGAAGUCAUCACCUCGUCACAAUCAAUCUUUAUUGACAUAGCACCAAUUCACAACAAGUGUUAUCCCAAGACUCUUUGAAAAAGAAGCUGGUCUAGACAAAGACGCCCAUGUAAAGAUGGGAAACUGAAAAAAAAACAUCAGACCUGUCUUAUCUCCAACCACGAGUGUGACACUUGGCAGCAUUUGGCGAGUUACAGUGGUGAGGAAAACUUCCUUUAACAGGCAGAAACCUUAAGCAGAACCAGACUCAUGUUAGACAGUCAUCUGCCACUUCUGCAUUGGGUUUGGAGAGAAGAGAGAGGGAGAUGAGGAAAGAGAGAGAGAUGGACAGAGGUGAGAUUAAUGCGCUUAGCUGAAUCAGCUUCAACCAACAGUUUGCUGAAGGUAUCCAGAUUAAUCUACGACAUAAUGGAGCUCAUGGACUUCCAGGAAAGUGAUUAUCUGUGACUCUAAUGGGAAAUAAUGACUCCUGAUGGUUUAGUCAUGGUUAAAUUCGUCAAGUUAAUGCUGUGAUUGAAAGCUGGUAGCGGAUGACCUGAUGUUUGUUGGCUGACAAAAUGAUUUUUACUGGAAUUAACAGCCUUUUUUAGCUUUAAUUUCAGUGGCAUUUACUCACCAUGAAUGGAAAGUUUUCUAAUUGUGUUCCUAGAUUUUUAGAGCUCUGGUUUGAGGUUGUUGGGGUUUUUUGCCUCCACAGUUAAACAAUAGAAGUGAGAGAAAUACAGUUUGUGAUGACCAAGAUAUGAAGUAAUAUUUCAAGAAAGAUGAAUAUUCUACAGCCACAUUUGUGCACUUUGACAGUCAUAAUCAUGUUAGCACACUUACAUGUUAAAACUUGCAAAAAUGAAUUCAUUUAUAAUCUAUUAUCCAUGAAAGCCUUUUAAAAUUCUAGAAAAACCUAGAAAAGUUGCUAACUAGCACACACGAUAGCCUGGACACCACUGUGAAGCUGGGGUACAAACUGGCAGCUUGCAGUAGCUGCAGCUGAAGCAUGAGAGCAGCUGCUGAUUGUCGCUGACGAGGGACAGCUGCGUCUAAUCAGAGUGUGGACCUCCACAGCAGGCCUCCACCAGCCAGUGCUGAACUGAAAAACUCUGAGAAUAAUGAAAACUGAAGUCCAAAUAAUAACACUUUAAAUGAUUAUGAAUGAUUUAAAGGACAUGUAGACUUAAGCAGAUCACCCUGAGGAGUAGGACAGCUCUGUCAUCUUUAGUUCAGCGAAGUAUCAAGUAAAUAUUCUGUAACUGACCAUAAACACAAAGUAGAGGAUAGAGCUAAUGAAAGGAAAUUACAAUGUAGCCCUUUGCUGUUGAGUUAAGCCACCCCAAGAACAGCACCCCCUGGUGACGGCCUGCAGUAUCGGUCAUAAAUCCCGCCUCCUCCAGCAAUCCCUAUGGAGCUGUGGACAAACUUCAGAAAUUUAUUACACAGAAUAUACAUUUUUCUCCCCCCGGCUUGCGAUGUUGACAUGUAGUUACUGUAACACUGGUUUGUGCUCAAGUCCUCUUUUUUCUGUGCAGCAGUUAUUGGGGGUUCAUGUUCGCUAUGAUUGAUGCUUGAUACAGUAUGAAGAUUGCGUAGCUCAACCGGGGGAUACACUGUUUGAGCCGAGCGUCAUCACAGCGACUAUUGGCGACUCUCCCGCCGAAUGUGUAAAACGCUACUGUGCAAUGUUGGUUCCAGGAAGUGGAGAAAAAUCGCGGAAAUACCGAGAACUUUUUGGCUUCAAAUCUGUAUAGUGGCGGAAGGCAGAACCAAGUUGUCCGUUGUAUAUACAGUCUAUGGUUAUUUCUAGUCUGUUGAUCGCUGAAGCUGCUCUUUAAAAACUUCAGUGCGUAAUGCUUUUUUGUUACUAAAUCUGGCUUUGUAUCAGCAGUUACACAUGCACACAUCAGGUCAACAAAAGGAAGAGGGAUAAGUAGAAAGAAGGAAACAUCCGGAGACAGAGUCAAUAUAUCAGCAGAUCAGAUUUUAAAAUUAAAUAAAUUAAUAAAUAAACAUACUUUUGAGUGAGUCCUGAUCACAGGAGUGAUGACAGGCGGGUUCUUCUUGUAACAACAGCCGUCCUUUUACCGCUGCCUGUCUGUGUGUGUUCAGUUAAAAUGGCUCACAGGGGAGGGCAGAGCCUCCAAAACAAGAGCACGUUUACUGCAGACUGUGUUUUAUGCAUUAUGGCAGGUCAGGGGCUUCAAGUGUGUGUUUGUUGGGAAAGAUUGAUGCUCAGCUAUGCAUGUAUGAAACACUUGUUUCAUAUAUUUAUGUACAUUGUGUAACCAAAAUCCUUCACAUCUGAGAACGGACUUUAUAAUUGAAGCAUUGAGUCUUCUCUUUCUCUCCUUUCAUUAUUUUGUAAAAGCCUCACACAUUUGGCAGCCGGAGAGGAAAUUCUCAGCCUCUUUGAAUUCUUAAUGUAGAUAUUUAUAUGUGGUCUGUCUUCAUGUUACACACUACACCCUUCUCCGUCCUUCUACCCUUUGAAAACAGAGGAUUUCCUUAGUUUGCUUGGCAGCUGGAGUCACAGGGGGAGAUUCUUGGGUUUGGUUUCUCUUAUGGAAUUUUCUCAUUUGUACUUCAGGCAUUAAGCCAUAGACCACUGCUGCUACAGUCUAUCUCCUGCAUCAGUCAUCUCUUCACCUCUCCGCGAGGCCUGCGCUCCUCAUUUACAAAUCUCUGGUGGCCACUAUUUCCUCAGCUCGGAGCUUUCCAGUCAAUUUGUUGCUUUUAGGUAAUUACAAGUAAAUGACACAGGCCGUGAAGUGUGUUUGUUUUCAUUUCAAUUCAUGGUUAAAUCCUCAAGUUCAAAGUUAGAUGUGAUGACGGGAGUACAUCAUGGUGGUGUUGGUCUUUAUUAGACUUUAAUGGGAACACAACGGGGCUGAAAUGUCAGUUUUUACAGUUGAAGCAUGCUCUUAUAUCCUUUCUUCUUUCUACGUUUGCUUUCCUUAUGGUGAGAUGUGCAAAACUCAGCUACAAACUGCUAAAAGAAGCAUAAAGACACAUGCUUCAUUGAUUUCCCUCCUAUGUAUUAAGUCGGUCCUCUCUGUGAUUUUUGCUUUCAACACAUUUCUCUGCGUCAUGCUUAAUCCCCAAUUUAUGUUAAAUUGAGCUCGAGUUAAAAGGAAUAUCUCUUUACUCUCAUUUUUUGUCUAACCCAGGUUCUUGGUCAUUACAUCCGCCGGCAGCAGGAUCCAGAGACGUUCAUCAGUGAGAUCAAGUAUAUCGCCAGCGACCCCGAUGACAAAUACUUUUUCAACGUUACAGAUGAAGCUGCGCUCAAUGACAUUGUGGAUGCUCUUGGAGAUCGCAUCUUUACUCUCGAAGGUUUGUAAUAAGGAGGAAGGAGCCGAGCUGAAGAUACUGGCACUGUGAGAAGAAUUUGAGAAAGAGAAGAAGAAGUGGCACGUUAAGAUAUAGGACAAAAGGUAUGGGCGUCAGGUCAAUGUGAAGCGAGAAUGAGGAGAGGAAGUUAGAGGGAGUGCACGGCUAUCAUGAGAAGAAGGCUGAUGAAACAUGAUGAUACCCCUGCAAAUGUUUAGGGACAUCAGAGAGGAAGAGACAGGAGGAGAGGAAAGGGUGAGGCAUGUCUGCCACCUGUGGUCCUCCCAGUGAGUGGGAGUACUUGCUGAUGCCGUCUAGAUCAGAUCCUCAGAGGCCAAGGAAGGAAGGGAGGAGAUGUGUGAAGAAAAAACCAGACACUUUGCUCUCUAUCUCCUCCUGUAGGCACGCUUGGAUACAACCAGAGCUCGUUCCACAUGGAGAUGUCUCAGAUCGGCUUCUCAACACACACACUGGACGUGAGUAAUCGUUCAUCUCUGAGCCAAGUGUGUGUUUUUACCUGUAACUUCUCAACAACAAAUCAGUAAAUGUGUGGUACUGUUUAGGAUGGCAUUCUGUUCGGGAUGGUGGGCGCUUACGACUGGGAUGGCGGAGUGUUGAAGGAAGGGAUCAACGGGCGCAUCAUGCCGCCCAGAGAAGCGUUUGAGAGCGAGUUUCCACUGGAGCUAAAAAACCAUGCUGCUUAUUUAGGUAUUCACACAUUCACACACCGAACAUUAUCUUCAAUGGAUCCCAUUUGUAGUUUAGCAUUUCAGUGCACCGCUAUUACAGAUUAUUGUGUCAGUGUUUGGUAUUGAUGUAGCAACGUCCGAGAUAUAAUUCAACUGUUUAAAACAUUCACUGCAAAUUAUUUGGUUAUUACUAAGACAAAAAAACUUAGAUUUAGAAGUGUUAGAUAAUUUCUCUUGUUUUAAGACUUAAUUUCAUACUUUAAGUGUUUAACUUUGUCUCAAAUAGGCACAAUAUCUUAAAAUGAGGAAAAAAACGGUUAAAAUCAGUUUUAUUCCAUCUGUCUCCCAAAGUUUCAUCAGAAGGAAUCUUGUUUUAAGAUUAAGUAAGCCUUGUUUCAAGAUAAGCCUGCUUGGAUUGACACAGAGUUUAGUCAUUCUUCACUAAUACUGGGUAUUUUUUCUCUAAAUUUCUAGUUUUUGUUUAACUAAUCUUCAGCUUAAUUUGCUAAAAGUAAGAAUACAAAAUAUGUAAUUGCUUAUAUUUGGUAUAUUUCGCUUAUUUUAGGGCUGUAAAAGUAGUAAUCUGAUCUUAAAACCAGCAAUUUAUACUUAUUUUAUGCUUAUAUUUAGUAUAUUUAACUUAUUUUGGGGGCUGUAAAAGUUACAUUUGAAGUAAUCUGAUUUUAAAAUCAGCAUUUUUGGCUUACUUUAAGCCUUCCAAACACAUUUCUAGUCACGCUUGUCUCUAGAUUUAACAAUCUUAAUUUAAGAAAUCUUGUCAAGUGAAAUUAUCUUGCUGCAUGGACGGAUAAUUUCACUUGUUUUUAUUACCUUUUCCCCUCAGAUUUAGCGUUUUUAUCUUGUUUUUAGAACCCCUUUUUUGCAGUGUUGAUUUUGCUCACUCAUAAUUUAUUGGUUAGUUUAACUUUAGAAAAAAUUACGUCAUAGAUUUCUAUCAUUUUACAUUCAGACCUAACUUAUGACUGCAUAAACAUUGAAAACAAUGCAGCUCGUAGCAGAAACUUUAAACUGACUCAAGUAGAGUUUUCUCUGAGCUGCUUGGUUCAUGCAGAAAAUAGUCCACCACAGUGCUCCAAGUGCGCCUGGUUUGUGGUGAACUAAAACGUUAGAAAAACCCCACUGUGACUCUUUGACUCUUAGUUGUAGGACACAGUUAUUUGCAGAGUUUGAUGAUGUGUAUCUGUGUGUGUUUCCAGGUUACACAGUAUCCUCUGUCAUAGUUGGAGACUGGAGGAGGCUUUACGUCGCCGGGGCUCCUCGGUUCAAACACAAAGGCAAAGUCAUCCUGUUUGAACUCAGUGAUGAGGGGGAUGUCAAAAUCGCACAGGCGCUCAAUGGAGAACAGGUAAAGCUUUCUUUAUGAAUGAUCUCACUCUUAGUCUGCAGUUAUUUUUACUGACUGGAGCAGAAAACAGCAGGUUUGCACAGAUUAAGGCAAGGGCUCCACCUACUGGCAGACAACUUGAAAAGCAUCUGUCUGUGUGCAGAUCGGGUCUUACUAUGGCAGUGAGGUUUGUGGGCUGGAUAUUGACCAGGACGGCAUCACUGACGUUCUCCUGGUUGCUGCACCAAUGUACCUCGGCUCAGGGAACAAGGAGGCCGGUAAAGUCUACAUCUACACCGUCAGCGGGGUAGGGCAGCAGUGGCACCGUCAUUCUUCUCCUUGUGAACUAUUAUACAACCAGCAUGAGAACAUGAACAUCAUCCGAUUUAGAAAUGAUGCUUUUUUUUACUUCUUAUGUUUCCUCUCUCUUAAAACUUCCCUAUAUUGUCUCAGGAAGAGGUGUUUGUCUCUAACGGUACCCUCAAGUCUGAGGAAAAGUCUCAGGAUUCCAGGUUUGGUUACGCACUUGCUGCAGCUCCGGAUCUCAAUCAUGAUGGCUUUACUGACCUGCUGGUGGGGGCCCCACUGGAGGAUGAGCACAGGGGCGCCCUCUAUGUCUACCACGGCAAUGGCAUUUAUGUCAUUCAUAAUUAUAAGCAGGUACUUGUCGUUGCUAUGAUGAGAUAUUUUCUUGUGUACUCCAGGAUUCAGCCAAACUGAUUUCUGUUUCUGCCUCUCUUGUCAUCUCAGCGUAUUACUGGGUCAUCGCUCUCCCCCUCCCUGCAGUAUUUUGGCCGCAGUGUGAGCGCCCGGUUGGACUUGGAUGGAGAUGAGCUGAUAGACUUGGCAGUGGGAGCACAGGGCAGCGCCGUGCUGCUCAGGUAGGUCGAGUUUAGAGGAAAGGGAAGGACAUUGCUAGGAAAGGCUGCGAGCACUUUGAGUUAAAGUAGAUUCAUACCAUAAAUUGGCACGACUGAAUUAGUCAUUGAUUCUUUCAAAUGAGGUGGGGUACGAUGAUUGACAGCUCUGUCGACAAAUGCAGAUCGAGCAACAUUCACUUGAUAAAUAAAGAGGAGAAGGAACAGCGAGAGGAAAUGUAAUGAACGCAAACACACAAUUCAGUCAACUUAAAGCUCCUGUGAGGAACUUUUAGUUUGUGUAAAUUUUGGCGCCCCCCUGUGGACAACACAGUUUUUACUUAUCUUGUCCUCAUUCUUGAGAAAAAAAAUGUCACCUUGCAGACUUUGACUGUCAAAUGUCUCAUUUAUCGUGAAUAUUUUCAGUGGAAGUUGUCAAAGUAGAGUUGACACCUUACCUCCUCGUACCGGUUUCAGACACUAAGAAUUACAAUAUAAAAAUCGCCAGUCUUGUUCCAAUGGUUCUGUGGCUCUGAGGGACAAAGGAUACAUAUAAUUAAUCUUCAUUUAAGUAUUCACACAGUCAAUUAGAGGUAAUUAUGCUUAACCAAAUAUUAAAUGCCUUGUCUAAAGCGAGUUAGUUGUCCUUACUAUCAGCCGUGACCGUAAGAAAUAAAUCAUCUCAGAGCAGCAGCUGGCUCCUACAGGUCUUUGGAGUCACACGGCUGACAAAUGAAUCCUGUUUUAUCAUCCACCGUCUGUCCUCUGUGCAGUUCUCGCAGCAUCGUCCGGAUCAAUGUGAGUCUGUCCUUUGAGCCGCACUCCAUCAACGUCAUCCAGAAGACCUGCCAGAGGGGAGGCAGGGAGUCUGCGUGUCUCAAUGCCACCGCCUGCUUCACAACUGUCUCCCGCUCCCCUGGACCGCACAGCAACAGCUUUGGUAUCACUCUUUAUUUUGACUCUCCCUCUCUCUCUUUUAUACUUCUUGAAGCGACUGCACAUUCAGUGACUUGGCAAAUGAUUAAAAUGGGAAUUUUCCAACACUCUCCAUCUGUCCCAACUACCUGCUCCCUUCUCAGAUCUGUGGUUGUCAGCCACGCUGGAUGACAGGAAGUUGUCUGCGAGGGCACUUUUUGACGACAGCUCCCACAGACAGACACAGCUGGUGGUGCCAGUCCACACAGGAAAGACUGUCUGCCACAAACUGCCCUUCCAUGUUUAUGUAAGAGUUCCUCUAAACAUGUUUGACACUACUCAGACAUGAAAACGCUGAAUCCAGUUCGUCACAAGUGCUUGUCUUUGUUUUAGGACACAGCAGAUUACAUCCGUCCCAUUAGUUUCUCGCUGCGCUUUAAAAUCAACAGUACAGAGAGCGGCCCAGUGCUGGAUGAAGGCUGGCCAACAACUGUUAAGAAAACUGUAAGUGACCCAUUCUUGACAAUUUUCCGACCGCUUAAGGUUUCCUGUUUUUUUUUUAAUUUUCCCACCAUAAAUCAUACCUCCCUUACUCUGCUCCAGAUCCAGUUCUUUAAAGACUGCGGCGAGGAUGAUGUGUGCACCACAGACUUAGUGCUGCAAGCCCACAUGGACAUCUCUGGGACAAGGUACGGAUUUCAGAUAUUUCCUCUGUUUUCUUCUCUUAUAGAGGAUUAGAAAUGUAUGGAAGCCCAUUUCCGCCAGUCAAAAAAAAAGUCGAAAUUACGAGAUAAAAAGUCAUAAUUAUGAGAUUAAAAAGUCAUAAUUAUGAGAUUAAAAAGUCAUAAUUAUGAGAUAAAAAAUCGAAAUUAUGAGAUAAAAAGUCAUAAUUAUGAGAUAAAAAGUCCAAAUUAUGAGAUUAAAAAGUCAUAAUUAUGAGAUAAAAAAGUCAGAAUUAUGAGAUAAAAAGUCACAAUUAUGAGAUUAAAAAGUCAUAAUUAUGAGAUUAAAAAGUCAUAAUUAUGAGAUUAAAAAUCGAAAUUAUGUGAUAGUAAGUGCGCAUGUUUUAUGGCGCCGUCUUCAAGGUCUUACUUCACCUCACUGGACGCACCAUGCAAACGAUACUCAUCAGUAAAUUAGGAAAGUAUUAUAGGUGUCUUUGAUAGAUAUUUAAUAUUACUAUUCAUUUAAUCAGUCCGUCCGUGCUGCUAAACAAAUUACGUUAUUUUGACAAUAUCUUUCAGCUGUCAGUGAUUCAUCGUUGAGACCUUGAAGACGGCGCCAUAAAACAUGCGCACUUACUAUCACAUAAUUUCGAUUUUUAAUCUCAUAAUUAUGACUUUUAAUCUCAUAAUUAUGACUUUUUAAUCUCAUAAUUAUGACUUUUUUUUUUUUUUUGACUGGCGGAAAUUGGCUUCCAUAGAAAUGAUCUACAAGCUGCUCAGUAAAGUUUUCUAGUGAGUCCUCAUUGUGAUUUCUCCGCAGACAGAAGCCUUAUGUGAUUCGGAGCCCUCGUAGGCGUCUGGCAGUAGAGGUGCAGCUUCAGAACAGACUGGAGAACGCCUACAACACAAGCUUGACGCUCCACUACUCACGCAACCUCCACUUCUCCAGCCUCAGUAUUAGGGUAAAUUACACUCCUAUAUACAUCAAACUCCUGUCAAACUUUUCACACAGAUCUGCGUAGACAAACUGACACAGUAUUUCUGUCUCUCACUUUCUCCCGCCGUAGGAGGAUGCCCACUUCAAGAUCGAGUGUACCGCGCUCGGUGCCAACAGCCACUCAUGUAACGUCAGCUAUCCAGUAUUCCGCUCCCAGUCAAAAGUACAUCCAUGCUGAGGGAGUAACCACCCCUCUCCUGACUCAGCCCACUCAUACUUCACUCCCUCCAGGUGUCGUGUAUCACUCCAGCAGCCUCUUCUCUCUUGUGUUUGUUUGCAGGUUAACUUCAUGCUGGAGUUUGAGUUCAGCUGCACGUCUCUGCACAGCCGAGUGCAGAUGAAGCUUCAUGCCUCCAGGUAGUUCACAACAGCAAAUAGAUCAGAUCUGGGAAUAAACGGUCCAAAGUGUGCUGUCUUUUAUUGACCUUGUGUUACCUUCUGGAUGUCCCAUAGUGACAGUGUGGAGAGAGAGGACACUUUGGGGGAUAACAGUGUUCAGCUGCAAACGUUUGUUCAGUAUGAGCCAGAUCUGUUUGUAAGCAGGUAUGUGUGUGCAGGAAAUCAUAGCUUUUCACCUAAAUUCACGCUGUUCAAAACACAUUUUUAAAAUCGUCUUUUUCUGCGCAGUGACUCUAAUCUGAACCGAUAUGAAGUCCAUCCCACUCGCACCGUGUCAGAGGCAAUUGGACCGGAGUUCUACACACACCUCAGGGUAAAAUCAUGACUAUGUGCUUGUUUGUGAGAACAGAAAUCAUCAUGAAAAAUGAUUAAAAUUGGUGGCAUGUCUUUGUUUGUGUUUGUAGCUGCAGAACCUCGGCUGUUACUCCGUGAGUAAUCUUGAGCUCAGGCUGCAUCUGCCCUCUGUGGCAGCAGGAGACCGAGUCUUUAUGACUGUCACUGAUGUAUUUUCCUACAACGUGAGUUCAUCUGCUGCGUAGAGUGUUUGUCCCUCCUGUUUAGAUCAUGUCUGACAUAUUUAAAUCCUCCCCCCGCAGGCCACAGGGGUGAACUGCAGCGUGCAGAGUGAUCUUGCCCAGCUGAAGGCCAGGCAGAGAGACAUGCGCCUGCUUCAUCCUGAAGACAUGAUGCAGAAUGACAUACUGGUGAGCCCCCCUGGUGAUACAGCAGCUGCUGAGCACUGUGCAGCGUUAGUGUGUGUGUGUGUGUGUGCGUUAACAUGCUAUUUGUUUGUGUGUGUGUGUAGAACUGCAGCAGGUCGUGGUGUACUGAGGUGGUGUGUGAAGUCCAACAGCUCCUAAAAGGCCAAGCCGCCAUUAUUCGUGUCAGCCGCAGAGUUCAUGAUGAUUUUUUCAGAAAAGUGAGUCCUGCAACAGAAAUGUCCACACUCAUCUGCCCUAUGACACAAACACUGGUCAUCACAUCUGUGUCUCUUUUUUUUAAGGCCAAAUAUAAGUCAGUGAGGAUAGUAGGUGCCUAUCGCCUCGCCGCUCAGGAGACGAACCUCAUCACUCUGGGCACAGGGACAGUCUGGAGGGAGGUAAGAAGACUGAACUCACUGCCAUGUUAGUUUUAGGCUGUCCUGAGGGAGAAAAAGAAACUCUGUAAAACUAUAAAACAGCCCAAAAAUAAUGCAAAAUCAAAAACAGACCUCUAUUUUUUCAGGUCUUUUACUUGGAUAAGAUUCCACUACAGCAUGUUGUUCCUUCCCAAUGAGCAAUAGACAGCUAUUAGACAUCUAGUUAUUUUUUCGACCUAAUUUCUAAUCUAGAUUCUGUAUAUCUGUAGACGGAAUUUAGACGUUACACUUUAACCCGCUAUUCGAUAAGUAUUUAUUUCAAAACGCAACUGUGAGUUGCAUAACUGAUCUCCAAGUACUAAACCAAAAUAAUUAUGAUAGCAGUUGAGCAACAUACUGGUAGACCUCUGUUAGCUGGCUAGUCUAAACUUGGUCUAAAUUUAGACGUCUGAAAACUUUCAUUUUUAGACCUGUGGUCGCCUGAUUUUAGACCAGUCGUCUAGACUACAUUUAGAUGUCUAUUAGACCUCUUUUAGACAGAAAAAUGCUCAGUGGGUUCUUUAUAAGACACAUUAGGAAUAAAGCCGUUCGCUUAAGAACCAAAACAAAUGAUGGUGAUGCCAAAAGUCACAACCAUUAUCAAAAUAUUCAAAAUGGUCCAGAAAACCUUUGUCAUGAAUAGUUUGCCUCCCUUUUAAACAUACAAAUGCAGUAUUCGUCAAGUAAUGAAUGAUUUGGGGUUUAGAGCAUCAGUCUUUCUCUCUAAUUUUUCAUAUUCGGUUUAAUUUUAAAGAAAAAGACAUUUUUUGUCUAAUCUCUUCACUUCUGUCUCGUUCUGUAGACUGUGCUGGAGGUGUUGAAGGGCAGAGCUAUUCCCAUCUCACUUUGGAUUUUAAUUGGAAGCAUCAUUGGUGGUUUGCUGCUUCUGGCCCUGAUAAUUUUUAUACUAUGGAAGGUAUUUCACCAGAUUGUUUGAUUUACAAUUAAUAAAGAAUUGCUUUUUUUUUUUUGUUUACAGCACGAUAACUUACCCUCUAAUGUCUCUACAGCUGGGAUUCUUCACACGCAAACUCAGAGGAGAGGAUGAGAACCACGAGGACUGAGCCCGAAUUCUGCUGCCAUGACAACAGUCAUUGGCUACGAUGACUACCACAUUAACUGAGUCUGCCUCUUACCAGGCACAGUGAUAGCUCUGGGACUGGACUCAACCAUCACAUGCGAUAGGGACCUCCAGGACCAAAGAGAGAAACACGCGGGUCCAAUAGAAAUGCACUACCAACGAUUUCCAGGGUUGGGAGCACUUAUGUAAAUAAUCCUGUUCUGUUUUUUUUAAGGGACGUGUAUUAAACCACAAUUCUUCUAUUUAAUAUACAGACAUCUCUUUGGUUUUUUCAUUUCAAAUGAUCACUUUGUCUGAUGUUUGUCUUACAGUUUAGAGUUUGUUCUUAAAUGGAAUAAAAACUUUAUAAAAAAAAA